Messenger RNA from Prosopis cineraria, 994 nucleotides. RefSeq names its product 50S ribosomal protein L10, chloroplastic. Gene Ontology annotation, biological process: translation. Gene Ontology annotation, molecular function: structural constituent of ribosome. The coding region runs from base 99 to 779 and encodes 226 amino acids. The record is from RefSeq and is a predicted model, not a curated record. The transcript has 2 exons. Gene Ontology annotation, cellular component: large ribosomal subunit. Lineage: Eukaryota; Viridiplantae; Streptophyta; Magnoliopsida; Fabales; Fabaceae.
CUCAUGUCGUACCGUACGCUCUUGACAUUUCGAUAAGAUUAGCCUUUUGGCCUCUUUGGCUUCUUCUCUUCCCUUCUGUUCUUUUCCCUUUUAUCGCCAUGGAAACUACACUCCUCACCUUCCCAUCCUCCAAAGCCCCAUCUUCUCAAAUCCUAACCCGACCCGUCAACCCAUUUCUAUCCUUGAAACCUAGACUCUCCUACAAAUCUCGCCGCCAUUUGCCUUCAAUCAAUGCCGCAAUUUCUCGCACCAAGAAGGAAGAAACCGUUGAAACGGUGAAAAAGCAGCUCGAAAACUGUUAUCUCCUCGCCGGAAUCAAUUACAAAGGCUUAACGGUGAAGCAAUUCCAAGAGCUUCGCAGAAGCCUUCCCGAGACCUCGAAACUAGUUGUGGCGAAAAACACUUUGGUUUACAAGGCUGUGGAGGGUACCCAGUGGGAAUCGUUGAAGCCGUGUAUGAAGGGUAUGAAUGUCUGGCUUUUUGUUCAUACUGAGGAAAUUCCGUCCGCGAUUAAACCCUACAGGGAUUUCCAGAGGGAGAAGAAGCUUGAAGAUAAUGAUUUCACUGGAGCAGUGUUCGAAGGGAAGUUUUAUGGUCCCGAUGAGUUCAAGAAACUGGAAUCCUUGCCCUCGCGUGCUGAGAUUUAUGCCAAGUUGUUGGGUUCGUUGCAAAGUCCAGCGUCGGCUUUGGUGAGCACGCUGCAAGCGCCGGCUAGAGAGAUUGUAAUGGUUUUGAAAGCCUAUGUGAAGAAGCUGGAAGAAGAAGGUGGUGCGCAGUAAUGGGAAUUCAUGUAAUUGGAUUAAUGCUGAGUUUUUCUGUUGCAUGGCUAAAUAUGAAUUUUGGGCUGUGUAUUGGAGGGUGACAAAGAAUGAAAGUUAUCUCAACUUCUCUAUUUGUUAGGACUGUGAGGCUCUAAUAACUUGUAAUACGAAAACUUCAUAAUUGACUGAGGUGAGAGUUUGAUCAUCGCAUCUGUUAGUCUUUACCAAGUUCA